ACAUUCACGGUAAAACACUCUAAAAGCCAAUAAAAUAGGCUAAAACAUUACUAUGUGAUUGUUUAGGGGUUUUGUUGUGGAUCUGGCUAAGUACAAAAAGCCAUCAAGGCAGUGUCUACGACUUUAGAAACUACCCAAAACAAACAGAUUCUGAGAACACAAAUAUGCUAAAAAAAUGUGAUUCAACAGAAUUAUUUGCCGCACAGAACUUUGAUGUUGACCGAUAUGAUUUGAACAAUUCUGUGUUGUUAUUUUUCUUUGUGGUGACGAGCUUGUGCUUUUAUUGUGUAAGAUGACGCCGGUAUUAUCGUUGCGACAUGUGCGUACUCGACGCAACUUCCUGGCAGAUUGACAGCUUCGCAGUAGCAGUAGUUGUGUGAUACGCCAGUCAAGCUCAGGCUACUUCACAGCUUUUCUAAUCAUUUGAUGUUAUCCACGAUGUUUUAUUCUGGGAGCCCCCCCUUCGUAGUUUAAAAUCAUCCGGGGUGCCGGAGAGUGGCACAGACGCUCGAAACAAAAGUAAGAAGGACGCCCAAACUGCGUGUUUGAUGGCGGCUGGGGAUGGAGCCCAGCUGCCGGCCACAGUAGCGGCCAGUCGGAGUGUGGAGAAAGCCCUGGAGGACGCCGCCGCCAGCGGGGCUCUCAACUUGGCCAACCGAAAGCUGAAGGAGUUCCCGCGUAGUGCCAGAAACUACGACCUGUCCGACAUUACCCAUGCAGAUCUGUCCAAGAAUCGUCUGUGUGAGCUUCCAGAGGAGCUCGGUCAGUUCAUUUCUUUAGAAACGCUGACUCUCUACCACAAUGGUAUGCGUUCACUGUCCUCCUGCCUGGGCAACCUCCAGGCCCUUACCUACCUCAAUCUCAGCCGAAAUCUUCUGUCCAGUUUGUCUCCGUCAGUGUUUGAGCUUCCUCUUCUGCGGGUGCUCAUCAUCAGCAACAACAAGCUGUCUUCAUUGCCCGCCUCCAUAUUCUCCCUCACACAUCUCCGACAGCUGGACGUGAGCUGCAAUGAGCUGCAGUGUUUACCCGCUGAGCUGGGCCAGCUAGAGUGUCUCCGGGACUUAAACCUGAGGAGAAACCAGCUCACUGCUUUACCUGAGGAAAUCUCAGAACUACCGCUUGUCCGCCUUGAUGUGUCCUGCAAUCGCAUCACCCGGGUGCCCUUGUGCUACCGCCACCUGCGGCACCUUCAAAGCAUCUUGCUGGACAACAACCCGCUGCAGAUGCCCCCGGCGCAAACCUGCUCCAAGGGCAAGUACCACAUCUUUAAGUAUCUCAACAUGGAGGCCUGCAAGAGGAGUCAGGAAGAGCUGGCGAGACACUUGAGGCCCACAGGCUUCAACAGCUGUUUGUCAGACCAGGAGCUGUUCACAAGUCAGUUUGGAGGCUUGGACUCUGGUUUUAAUAGCGUUGAUAGCGGCAGCAAAAGAUGGUCUGGAAAUGAAUCAGCAGAUGAUUUCUCAGAGCGUUCCCUCCGCAUGUCUGAAGUCAGCAGAGACCAGAGAAACCUGGAGGAGGAGGAGGAGGAGGAGGAAGUCUCUCCUUUAGACGCUAGCAAUGUCAAUGGCCAACCUGAGCAGAUGGACUUCAACAGCACCAUGACAGAGAAAGAGGACGACGAGAUGAAGACAGACCUACCAACGCCUUCUCUUGCGACACGCCCACUUCAGCUGAAGGAGAGAACGUCGCCGUCCCACAAUAACGACUCCACAGUAUGCCGAGUCACUUCGCACAAAGAGGUUGCCUCGCACUCGUCAGCCUCCCCAUCACCGCUGUUCCCAUCCAGCCCCACCAUGGAGGAACGGCGCCAGCCGGGUUCGCUGCUCAUCUGGCAGGAGCGAGAGCGACUACAGCAGCAGCAGCAGGGGGAGAAGGCCAGUUUACUGAAGUCACUCAGCAAAACAGGAAGUCUUGUGGCCUCUGCACCUCUGACAGGAAAUGGCUCAGAUGGUCUGUCGCCAGAUAGCAGCCCACCCCACCGUGGACCCCAACUGAGAUGUGCAAGCACUGAACACCUCGUGUGUUCAUCAACACUUCUUCAGCGCUCCAGGAGCAGGACAGAGGGACUGUCCUCCCCAAAGACGUCUCCUCCGCCUGCAGAGAGCCAGAAACCCAACAGCUUCCUGUUCCGCACGUCCUCUCGCAGCAAUGUCAGGCCUGCGGGUUUGUCUUCCUUUGAGUCUCGCAUCACAAUUCGUUCGCCUAAAGAAGAAAGCGCGGACGUCGCGCAGCUCCGCAAAACGCUGGAGACACGGCUGAAGAUCACCCUGCCGGAGGACCUGGGGGAGGUUCUGUCCAACGGCACUGUCCUUUGCCAGCUGGUCAACAGCAUUCGAGCUCGCUCUGUGUCCAUCAUUCACAUUCCGUCCCCUGCAGUGCCAAAACUGAGCUCAGCCAAGAGUCGACUCAACGUGGAACACUUUCUCGCCGCGUGUCGCAAGCUGGGCGUCCCCGAGAUGGACAUGUGUGUGUGCUCUGAUGUGCUUCUAUCUAAGCUGCCCAAUGUGCUGCAAUGUGUCAAGGCCUUGCUGGCCCUGGAGGAGGGGGGCCUGGACAAGCACUCCCUGCCUUCGUCCUCCUCGUUGCUGUCCACAGAUUUCCUGCUCUUCUACUGUGUGGCCAUGGUGCUGCUCUACGUCCUCUACUGCUACGUGCUCACUUAGGCUACAUCCCAUAAUAAUAGCAAUCAGGACAGCAGUGUGAGUGUGCAGCAGGAAAUGCAAAGCAAGGAAACGCUACACUGGAACAUUUCAGGUUAGCAUGUAAAUAGUCUAGCCAAGCCUCCACACCACAAGUUCUUUGAAACAUCUGACCACUUCACACAUGUUAAUGACACAUUAAAGGUCACUAGUACAGGUCCAACAUAUACUACCAUUUUCCAUUUAUAGUUUGUUUUUCCUAAUUGCAAAAAAAUAUUUCAGACAGGCAAUGUUAUUCAAAACAUUUUUAUUUUUUUUGCGAGAAAACAAGCACACCAUGUGCAUGUCUGUAUGCUGACAUGAAGCAACUGUGAAUGUCUCUGUUAUCACUUUGAACCUUCUAGAUGAGGUGUGUCCAAACUCCAAAAUCAACGGAUGCAGGGGACCAUUUUGUUACGUUUAUUUAUAUUCAGUUUUGUAAAAAGGCGCACAAAAGGUCAAAAUUUCAGCUUUUUCUAUUUACAUUGUGCCUUUUCCCCUAAGUUUUGCUUUUACAUUUUUUUUGUGCAAUGGGGCGCAAAUGGCCCCCCGCCUCGCACUUAGGACACCACUGUUCUAGAACUCAACUGACACGCACCACUUUGACCCUGUUCUGCUUCAUGCGAGCAGCAAGGGGCAGUGUUGCUACAUCAAAGGCCCAACAUGGUUUGAAAGUUUAUUUUUGGGGGGCCAAACUAAAAAGGUACAAACCACGCACGUGUACAUAUAUAUAUAUAAAUACAUAUGUUUUUUUUAUGGUUGCCAGGUGACGUUGUAAAAAUGUAAACAGGUGAUUAAAUUAUCUAUUUUUUUUAAUUUAUUUUGAGUGUUUUUUCCACACAGGUAAGAGGCUACUAUGAUAGAUAAAAGGUUGAAGCUUACAAGUGACAGGGAAAUUAUUCAAGCUUAAAAUACCAUUGGGGUUUUUUCCCCUGAGUAAGAAAAUAUGAUUUCCCGGAAGCUUAUUGACUGUUUCUACUUGACACUCGUGUCUGCCUUAUUGCACAUAAACAGUUAAAAAUGAACUUUAUGAAAAUAUUUGUGUUCCUUAGGAGAAUUCUAGGGCCUUGACACGAAGUAAACGUUGAUUUCCUGCAUUUGUCACAGUAGCUUAAAUGUUUUUCAGCUGCUGUUUUUCUACCGGCAUGCAAUUUGCAUUUAAAUAGUUUGAAUACAUACAGAUGUAUAUUUUAUCUUUACAAAACCAAACCUAACGCUGGUUUUUGCAGUGUUCACAGAGCCGAUAUACACUUUAGUGACAUUUUGUACAUGACGCUCUGGGUUUUUCAAGUUGACGUCAAUUUGAUGUGUUUGCCUCUCCUCUUCCUGCUGUAAAGAGUUUUAUUAAAAGCAACUUUGACUUUG
Molecule: messenger RNA, 4043 nt
Organism: Entelurus aequoreus (snake pipefish)
Lineage: Eukaryota; Metazoa; Chordata; Actinopteri; Syngnathiformes; Syngnathidae
Product: leucine-rich repeat and calponin homology domain-containing protein 4-like
Exons: 18
Coding region: 549-2663 (704 amino acids)
Molecular function (GO): protein binding
Source: RefSeq, a predicted model, not a curated record